This is a messenger RNA of Leptopilina boulardi, 586 nucleotides long. RefSeq names its product 39S ribosomal protein L33, mitochondrial (gene mRpL33). The coding region runs from base 110 to 310 and encodes 66 amino acids. The record is from RefSeq and is a predicted model, not a curated record. The transcript has 3 exons. Gene Ontology annotation, cellular component: mitochondrion. NCBI's taxonomy places the organism in Eukaryota, Metazoa, Arthropoda, Insecta, Hymenoptera, Figitidae. Gene Ontology annotation, biological process: translation.
UUCGUUCUGCUAUUUUAAAAAACACCAUUGUUUUGGAAAAGUAAGGGAUUAAAAUUGCUUAUUUAUUAUUGCAUUUAUCGUGAAAAAAGGAUAUUAUUAAAUUAAAAUUAUGUUUCUUACUUCAUUAUUAUUAAAAGAAGGGAAAAAGAAAAGCAGAUUCCUUAUGGUUCAAAUACAAAGUAUGGUGAGUGGCCACAGAAUUGUGCUUGUGCGCCCUAGGGAUGCUGAGAAAUUUGAAUUAAUCAAAUUUGAUCCAUGGAUUCAAAGGGAAGCAUACUACAAAGAGGUGAAAAAAAUUCGUCCACUUUAAGGUAGAAAAAUAGAUAAUUUACUUUUUAAUAAAUAAAAUAUAUUGAUGAAUUGUCUGCGAUUAUUUGUUUGUACAUAAUUAUCUUAAAAAGAAAAAAAAAAUUAUAAGUCUGAGAAUUUAUUCUCAUUACUAGAAUAUUUUAAGUAUCCUCUUUAAAUAGAUGAGGAAAUUAAUAAGCUUCGUUGUAAAAUGAUUUUACAAUAGAUUAAUAGCGACGAUAUUGUUGCAUAUUUUAAAUAAAGAGAAAUAUGAAUUAUUUAAUUCAAUUAUAAAUAA